This is a messenger RNA of Pipistrellus kuhlii (Kuhl's pipistrelle), 2739 nucleotides long. RefSeq names its product tec protein tyrosine kinase (gene TEC). The record is from RefSeq and is a predicted model, not a curated record. Bases 179 to 2170 code for a protein of 663 amino acids. The transcript is spliced from 19 exons. Lineage: Eukaryota; Metazoa; Chordata; Mammalia; Chiroptera; Vespertilionidae. Gene Ontology annotation, molecular function: non-membrane spanning protein tyrosine kinase activity; ATP binding; protein binding. Gene Ontology annotation, biological process: tissue regeneration; peptidyl-tyrosine autophosphorylation; B cell receptor signaling pathway.
GGGCGGCCGGGGGCGGGGCUGGCGAGCGCCGAGCUCAGGACUCGGCGGCGCCCGCCGGACCUCACACUCUCCGGGCCUCCGCGCAGCCGGCGCGCUCCAGCCAGAAUGGAGUGAUUGACUGCCUGUCUCUCUGCCCCCAUGUCUCCAUGUUACACCAGUGCCCCAACUUCUUUGAAGAAUGUUUCCUGCACCUCCUGCCUUCGGCAUAGACAUAGCUGAUGACAAGAAUACUGGAAUCUUCAAUGGCAGGAGAAAGAGUGAUCAGAAGACCGAGAUGAAUUUUAACACUAUUCUAGAAGAGAUUCUCAUUAAAAGGUCACAGCAGAGAAAGAAGACAUCGCCCUUAAACUACAAAGAGAGACUUUUUGUGCUAACGAAGUCCAUGUUAACCUACUAUGAAGGUCGAGCAGAGAAAAAAUACAGAAAGGGAUUUAUUGAUGUUUCAAAAAUAAAGUGUGUGGAAGUAGUGAAGAAUGAUGACGGUGUCAUUCCCUGUCAGAAUAAAUAUCCAUUUCAGGUUGUUCAUGAUGCUAACACACUUUACAUUUUUGCACCUAGUGCACAAAGCAGGGACCAGUGGGUGAAGAAGUUGAAAGAAGAAAUAAAGAACAACAAUAAUAUUAUGAUUAAAUAUCAUCCUAAAUUUUGGGCAGAUGGGAGUUAUCAGUGUUGCAGACAAACUGAAAAGCUAGCACCUGGAUGUGAAAAAUACAAUCUUUUUGAAAGUAGUAUAAGAAAAGCACUACCUCCGGCACCGGAAACAAAGAAGCGAAGGCCUCCCCCACCAAUUCCACCCGAAGAAGAAGAUAAUAGCGAAGAAAUAGUGGUAGCUAUGUAUGAUUUCCAAGCGACAGAAGCACAUGACCUCAGGUUAGAGAGAGGCCAGGAGUAUAUCAUUUUAGAGAAGAAUGAUGUUCAUUGGUGGAGAGCAAGAGAUAAAUAUGGGAGUGAAGGAUAUAUCCCAAGCAAUUAUGUAACAGGAAAGAAAUCAAACAACUUAGAUCAAUAUGAAUGGUAUUGCAGAAAUAUGAAUAGAAGCAAAGCUGAACUACUCCUCAGGAGUGAAGAUAAAGAAGGCGGUUUUAUGGUAAGGGAUUCCAGUCAACCGGGCAUGUACACAGUCUCCCUUUAUACAAAGUUUGGAGGAGAAGGCUCAUCAGGUUUCAGGCAUUAUCAUAUAAAGGAAACAACAACCUCCCCCAAGAAGUAUUAUCUGGCUGAAAAACACGCGUUUGGUUCCAUUCCUGAGAUAAUUGAAUAUCAUAGGCACAAUGCAGCAGGGCUUGUCACAAGGCUGCGGUACCCUGUCAGUGCAAAGGAGAAGAAGGCGCCCACCACUGCGGGAUUCAGCUACGAGAAAUGGGAGAUCAACCCUUCAGAGCUGACCUUUAUGAGGGAGCUGGGGAGUGGACUGUUUGGAGUGGUGAGGCUCGGCAAGUGGCGAGCUCAGUACAAAGUGGCGAUCAAAGCUAUUCGGGAAGGCGCGAUGUGCGAGGAAGAUUUUAUAGAAGAAGCCAAAGUGAUGAUGAAACUGACACACCCGAAGUUAGUGCAGCUCUAUGGCGUGUGCACCCAGCAGAAGCCGAUUUACAUCGUUACCGAGUUCAUGGAGAGGGGCUGCCUGCUGAACUUCCUCCGGCAGAGGCAAGGCCAUUUCAGUAGAGAUGUGCUGCUGAGCAUGUGCCAAGAUGUGUGCGAAGGGAUGGAGUACCUGGAGCGAAACAGCUUCAUCCACAGAGAUCUGGCUGCCAGAAAUUGUCUAGUAAAUGAGGCAGGAGUUGUGAAAGUAUCUGAUUUUGGAAUGGCCAGGUACGUCCUGGAUGACCAGUACACAAGUUCUUCUGGUGCUAAGUUUCCUGUGAAGUGGUGUCCGCCCGAGGUGUUCAAUUACAGCCGCUUCAGCAGCAAAUCGGACGUCUGGUCCUUCGGUGUCCUCAUGUGGGAAGUCUUCACUGAGGGCAGGAUGCCCUUCGAGAAGAACACCAACUAUGAGGUGGUAACCAUGGUCACUCGCGGCCACCGCCUCCACCGGCCCAAGCUGGCGUCCAAAUAUGUCUACGAAGUGAUGCUGAGAUGUUGGCAGGAGAAACCUGAGGGGAGGCCUUCCUUUGAAGACCUGCUGCGCACCAUCGAUGAGCUGGUGGAGUGUGAGGAAACCUUUGGAAGAUAAGGGGUGCUGGGACCAGUGGCUUCCGGAUUCCGCAGCACAAGGAAGAAACGGCACUUUGUAGCUCACUCUUAAUUUAUUUAGCGUGUGGAUAUGUAGAUUGUUUUUACUGAUAAACUGAAAACACCUCACGCCUCUGCUUUUAGACCAUCCUGAGCCCCAUGACUGAGUCUUCCAGGUCAUGGAGAUGCUGCCUUAGAGAUGGUGGUUAAAAGCACUCUCAGACACUCCACAGGCUUCCGUGCCCACAGGGGUGCCAUGCCGAUGCCCCAGGGUCACCCACUUGAGGGUGCACCUGGGCCAUGCUGGCUGGUGCCAGUGGAAGACCAGGGAGUUUGGGGAGGGCACGGGUGUUGGAGCCAGGCUGCAGCAACCCGUCUCUUCCCCUUCACUUCCACAGCAAUCUGGGCCUGGGGCACCGUCUGAUGCAGGUUCUGGAGGAACCAGGAACCACAUUGGAUGUACCCAUCUUUUGUUUUGAAAACAUGCCAUUAGUAUUACAUUACAAAACGUUUGUACCCUGUAUAUAUUGUGAAUAUAUAUAAUAUAUAAAGUUAUAUAUUUAUAAGAAA